AUGAGCCAGGAACUGGAUCGGGCUACGUUGGCCCCCAUGGGCGAAGGCGGAUGCCUGCAACUCUCUUCCCCUCUGAGCCGAGCUCACAUCCGCGACUUUGCCUCGCAGUGUGCGUACUAUGCCCGUAUCGCGGAUAUUGUCGUAUACGAUACACAAGGGAUGACCGCCGAAGCAUACCCUACGCACAUGCGCGCAUCUGUUGACGUGAAUCACCAUGUAUCGCUCCUAGAGCGCGAACAGGCCGCAGCCAUGCUACGCCUAUUACCACCAAUGUGUGACCGUUUUGCACGUGGCCCAGGUGAUGGACGAUGGGCUGGACACGCGUCGUCCACAUACUUCCUGGACGUAUUGGCCUUUGUCAAACAAGCUCGGCUCGCUGGCGGCAAGGUGUUGGUCCACUGCCGACAUGGUGUGAACCGAAGUGCCACGGUGGUCAUUGCCUACGUGCUGGCGCAUAUGGACUGGAGCUUGGACGAUGCGUACUUGUACGUACGCAGCCGCCACCUUCAUGUGAUUCUUCAGCCGCAUUUGCUGUUUUUCUGGGACUUGAUGGGCUGGGAGCGAUUCCUGGUGCAGGCCACUGGGCCGUCUGCCUACGCGCAUGGACCGCCAAUGCCUAGGCCAACGCCCAUACUUGUGGUACGCUCUAUGCUCCCACAUCCACAUGCUAAAUCAACGGUGCUUGUAACUGGUCCUAGCGCCCCGUUUGUACAUAGUCGCUCCACGCAUAAACCGCCGCGCCGGCGUGAGUAUGAUGCACCUAUGGCAUCUGCAUCGACACGGAAUAUACGGUUCAUGGAGCCAGGGCAGGCGCACUCAGGCCCAUCCUCGGCUGCCCACGCGCCAUCGUGGCAGGCGCACGAGCUGGAGGGGUCAGGCUUGUCGCAUGCCGUGCCCGGCGUAGCGACGUCGCUGCCAUCGGGCACACGUCGACGUGCGUCUGCGAAUGAUGCAGUAGUGUACGACCCGUUGCUGCGUGUCAAAGCCUCAGACGAGCGUCGCAUGCGUCGAAGCCGAUCGCCACGGCAUACGUCGUCGUCACGGAUAGCGGACCUUCCACUGGACGAGGAGGCCCAUGUGAUCCGCGGACGCAUACGCCGCACAAGUCUAGCAUCGCCGACCUCGCCACAGAAGAACGAGGACUCGGAUGCAGUCACGCUACGUCUCGUCAACGAGUCGUGGAAAAACUCGACACCGUCUGAGCCUAUUUUCACGCGCCAGCGGAAACCGCAGUCACGGCCUUCGCAACCUACCUAUCGCAUGGCUGAUCUGCACUCCAUGAGCGACGAUGACGAGGAAGACGAUCCACCUCAAAAUCCCGCUGUGCCCUUCAAGCCUCUGGGCUCAGCGGCGGCGCCACGCGCAUCGGCGUCCGUACCGCGCGAGCAAACCCAUGGCGCCUCACGUAUACCAUCCAACGACCUGGUCACACUAGCAACCAUUGCAGUGGGCGACAACGAUGCCCUAGAAGAGGAAGCACAGAAACUUCGCGACGAGCAGUGGCUGAACGAGGAGCGGGAGAGGCAUGCCGCCUACACGCAAUCGCCUCCGCCACGAACACGCGGCCUCAGCGCUCCUCGUCGUAAGCAACGUGCCAAGGCCACGUCGCCGCCUCUCCGCGAGACGUCGCCGGCGUCGCCGCCGCCGCCCCUGCCGCCCUUGCGUGCGGCGUCCGCGGGCGAUGCCGAGCUGCGACGCUCGGUGCGUGCGCAGUCCAGCGAACGCUUCCCGCCGAUGCCAGUGGAGGUGGGUGGCACAGAGAGUCCCAAGGUGGCACGCAAAUUGUCUGUGCGCGAAGAGUUGCGACGUCGGCAACGUCCACGCGCCAGUACAUCGAUGGCGACCCACGAAGGCCGUCGAUCGCGGUCCAAAGGUCGGCCGCGUGCGAGUUCGUCCAUGUCGCGCCGACGCGAAGCCUCGCCAGUCCUUCUACGGGACGAUGCUGAUCCUGCGACGCAUAUGCGCCCAGAAGCUUCGCCAUACCGGCUGGAACGGCCUCAGACGCCGCCAGCCUCGUCGAAAGUGGACAUGGCAGAGCUGACAGCGACGCCGUCGUCCGCGGACAACUUUGAAGAUGCACGUGCGUUUGACGACAGUAUGGCGUCCGACGAGGAGGUGUGGUUUGAUCCCAAGGACGAGCAGCGACGAGCAGCUCGCCAGAAGCGGGCGGACCGUGAGCGCGAGCGUCGGGAGCGUAUCGAAGCGGAAGCGCUCGCACGUCAGCAGGCCGAGAUGCAGCGGCUGGAAAUUGUCAAGCGGCUGCAGCAAGAAGAACUGGAGCGUGAGCGUGAAGAGCGCGAGCGUGAAGCAGCGCUUCGUCGUGCCCUGCAAGAGCAGGAGCGGGCUCUGGAGCAGCGCCGUCGCGAAGCGAUAGAAGAGCGGCAGCGACGCGAAGAAGAGGCACGUCGACGCCAGCUGGAGGCGGCAGCUGAAGCGGAAGCGGCGGCGGAAGCCGCGCGGCUGCAACUGGAAGAAGAGCUUCGUCAGAAAGAGGCGGAGGCGGAAGCCGCGCUGGAGCGUGAACGGCAGCGUGAAGAGGAAGAGCGUCGCCGCAUCCAGGAGGAGGAAGAGUACGAGCGUGAGAAAGAGCGGCUCGAAGAGGAAGAGCGUCGCGAGCGGCAGCGCCUGGCCGACUUGGCCGAGCGGGAGCGACGUAUCGCGCUGGAGCGGGAGCAACGCCGCGAGGCUGCGCGACUGGAAUCGGAGCGCUUGCGACUGGAGAAGCGUAUGCGCGCGGAGGCGGAGCGGGCAGAGACGGAGCGAUCGCGGCAGGCGCGUUUAUUGGCGGAAGCUAUGGAGCGCGAGCAGAAACGACGUGACGAGGCACUCGCUGCGGAGGCACGGCGAGUGCAGGAAGAGCGCGAGCGCAUCGAGAUGGAGCGGCACACCAGGAUGCUGGCCGAGAAAGAAGCGGCGCUGCAAGCGCGACUGGAAGCGGAGCGACGAGCCGAAGAAGAGCGGAAGCGCUUGGAAGCGGAGUUGGCGCGGCAGGAGCGUGAGCGUGAAGAGGCGGAGCGGCGUGCGCGCGAGGCGCGUGAGCGUGAAGAGCGAUUGGCACGCGAAGAGAAAGAGCGCCUGGAACGCAUUGAGCGUGAGGAUCGCGAGCGGCAGGAACGUGCGCUACGCUUGGAGCGUGAAGAGCGCGAGGCCAAGGAGCGGCGUGAGCGUGAAAAGCUCGCGCAGCUGGAGCGCGAUGCGCGGCUGAAACGCGAGGCACAAGAAGCGGCGGAGCGUGCCCGCAUCGAGAAAGAGCAGAAGGAGCGCGAGGCGCUGUUGCAGGCCCAAGCGGAUCGUGAGCGUGAAGAUCUGCAGCGGAUCCAGAUGGAAGAGAAGGCGCUCAAGCGUGCGAAGCGCGAGGCGGACGAUGAAGAUCGUAUGGCACGUACCCAUGCGCGCCGCAUGGAAGAGCAGCAUGGCGACGAUGAGACGUCGUCGGUGGCCGAGACGGAACGGUCUACGACGUCGCGCGCGUCGGAUGCGACGGACUUUACGCAGCUCACGCAGCUCAUGCAGCGCACGAAGAUCGUCUCGAAAGAGCCAAAGCCCGCGAUCACGGGCAUUCUGGCGAAGAUGACGGGCAGUCGCCAGGUGAGCGGCAGCUCGCAGGCAACGACCAUUCGCGCAGGGAGCGACACCGAGGACGAUGAGCCUUCGACACCGGUGGCCACAGGUGCACGUGGCCUGCGCUUUGCCGAGCUGGCGCGCGCGCCGAGGGACGACGCGAUUGAGUCGCACCCGAUGCUUGGCUGGAUGUCGUACCUGCUGGAGCAUCGUGUGCCUGGCCUUGCGCUGCCCGUGCUGCCGUCGGUCCAGGUCACGCCGACCAUUCGCCAGAGCCUCACCAGCUGGUUCCGCCACUCGACCAUAUCCAUGGCGAGUGCAGACAUGUCGGUGGUCGCCGACGAGGACUGGGUCGUGCGUCCUGUGGGCCCCUACCGAGACGGCGGUGUGCGCUACAUGCCGGGCUUCACGAUCCACGGGUUGGCGGAUCCAACACACAAGAUUGAUCGCACCCGCUUCGUCCUGGCGCCGGACGACUCGCCCGAGGCCGAGUCCGAGUACAAACGCGUGAGCGACCUCGGUGAAUUGGUGUUUACCUCCACGAAGCCAUACACGGUGCAGCGGAUUCUGGCGCAGCUCGACAUGUCCGACAUCCUCCACCUAUACAAUGUGUCCCACUCGAUUCGCGCGGUGCUGCAGCAGCCGGCGGUGCAUGAGUCGAUUUUGGAGCAGUUCCUGCGUCCGAUAGGGUACCUGACAUGGGACGAGACCAUCGUCACCGACGAGAAGGGCACUGUGGAGCGCGUGCCCGAUCCGCUGCCGAUCAGCCUGCGCGAGUGUGAGUCGUUCCUGCUGUACCUGUACGCGGAGCCGGAGCUGGCCAUCGCAGCGGAAGCAUACACGACCGCCGGCCACCGUCUGGACCGCCGGAUCCCACGUAUGGCACGUGCGGCAACACGCGCGUACAGCCGCAUCCUGGCGCGUGUGCGUAUGCAGCCAGGCGGUAUGCACCCUGUGCCGGUGUCCAUCGAGACGCCUGGGCCGGACGGCGUUCAGCUGCGUACGCUAGCGACGGUGCAUGCGCCUGGCUACGUGUCGACGUUCCGUGCGUGGGCGCCCCUGCCUCACGGCGAUCCGUCGCUGUUUAGCACGGAGCUGCAGCGUAUGGAGCGUGAGCUGUUCAUUGCGGGCAUUUGGCGGUUCCUGCUGCGCGGCGAUGUGGUCAUAAAUACGGCCAGCGACCAUCGUUUCAUCUUCAAUGGCGAAGGAUUUGAGCUGCUGUGCACUAAAAACACGACGCACGCCCACAUUCCAUCGUACCUCAACAUGUUCCUCUUCCCACCGACAUACUACGACAUGGUGCUCCCGCCAGACUCCACGCCGCUGAUGCACUUGGACGUGGCGCCGUGGCGCCACCUGUUCUUGCCGUCCGUGCAGCUGGUGCGUGACAAUGUGGACACGGUAGGCCCCAAUGGCCAAGUAUACCGCCUGACCAAGUGGGUGUAUCGUACCGCGUUUACCAUGAACAUGCCCCUCCAUGAACUCCCCGACUUUUUGGAGUGUGCGUUCGAUGCGCAUCACGGCUGGAAUGGCACCGUGGCACUGGAAAUCGAGAGUACGACCGAGCAUAUUCUCGACGUCAUUCGCCGCUGCAUGACGCCCGACGACCCGCCCGAGCUGGCGCAGAAGAUCCUGCAGGCCGUGCUGGACGGCAACGCGACGUCGUUCCCGGUGCCGCCUAUGCCCACGAAGGACGAGGCGGACCUUCGCCCGACAUAUCCAUGGCGCCUCCUCCGUGAUCGCUCUCAACCUGGCCUGCUAUGGCUCACUCCCGCGUAA
Molecule: messenger RNA, 5340 nt
Organism: Malassezia pachydermatis
Lineage: Eukaryota; Fungi; Basidiomycota; Malasseziomycetes; Malasseziales; Malasseziaceae
Product: short chain-type dehydrogenase
Exons: 3
Coding region: 1-5340 (1779 amino acids)
Biological process (GO): protein dephosphorylation; nuclear DNA replication
Molecular function (GO): protein tyrosine/serine/threonine phosphatase activity
Source: RefSeq, a predicted model, not a curated record